UGGUAGUUGGCACUGCCACUGCUCCUCUAUAAACGCAACCCCUCACGAGUUCGGCAAAAAAUACUCCUCUCUCCCCCGAACAAACCCCAGCUGCAUCCAUGGCGAAGCCGCGGCUUCUUCUCUUCCUGCUGGUCGCCGCCACCGCGCUCCUGCUCGUCGCCUCCGCCAAGAAGUCCGGCGACGUCUCGGCGCUCCAGAUCGGCGUCAAGUACAAGCCAGAAUCGUGCAGCAUCUCGGCUCACAAAGGUGACAGAGUUAAAGUUCACUACCGUGGAACACUUACCGAUGGAACAGUUUUUGAUUCUAGCUAUGAAAGGGGUGACCCGAUUGAAUUUGAAUUGGGCACUGGUCAAGUGAUCAAAGGAUGGGACCAGGGAAUUUUGGGCAUGUGCAUUGGUGAGAAGAGGAAGCUGAAGAUCCCUUCAAAGCUCGGCUAUGGGGAUCAGGGAUCGCCACCUACCAUUCCAGGCGGAGCAACUCUCAUAUUCGACACAGAGCUUGUCGCUGUCAAUGGCGAGCCAUCUAGCAAAUCAGAUGAGGAUGACGCUGAUCUGUAGGCAGCUCGGCGCAGCACGAUCGCCCAGUUAUCAAAUCGAAUAGGACUACGUAUGGGAAACUUACUCUUGUAGGGCAGACACAAUGAGACAGGAACAUUGUCUUACCAUGAUCAAACAGAGGAGUCUAGUUCUCAAAAUCGAAUAGAUCAAGUGACUUUUGCUACCCUAUGUAAUUCUCUGGAAUAAUUCUUCUAUCUACCUUGUUACUUCUGCUUUUAUUCUUGGAAUGGUUAUAAAGUACUACUCCUUGCGUUUCUUA
Molecule: messenger RNA, 816 nt
Organism: Triticum urartu
Lineage: Eukaryota; Viridiplantae; Streptophyta; Magnoliopsida; Poales; Poaceae
Product: peptidyl-prolyl cis-trans isomerase FKBP15-1
Biological process (GO): protein peptidyl-prolyl isomerization
Cellular component (GO): endoplasmic reticulum
Molecular function (GO): peptidyl-prolyl cis-trans isomerase activity
Source: RefSeq, a predicted model, not a curated record